Molecule: messenger RNA, 366 nt
Organism: Aegilops tauschii subsp. strangulata
Lineage: Eukaryota; Viridiplantae; Streptophyta; Magnoliopsida; Poales; Poaceae
Source: RefSeq, a predicted model, not a curated record
AUGAACAUGAUGGGAGGUGGCUUCGGUGGCUACAUGAACAUGAUGGGAGGUGGCUUCGGUGGCAACAUGGAAGGUGGCUUUGGUGGCAUGGGAGCCGGCUUCGGAGGCAACAUGACCAGCAUGGGAGGUGCCUUUGGCGGCAACACGAUGGGCGGCUUCGGAGAAAACAUGACCGGCAUGGGAGGUGGCUUUGGCGGCAACACGAUGGGUGGCAACAUGAGCGACAUGGGAGGCAAUGAAGGUGCUUCCGAUCGUUCUCUCGGCAACGAUACUUCACCGCUUCACAACGUCGACAAAGAAGGCGAUGAUGAUGAUGAUCGUACCACGGUUCAGAACGCCGGUGGUGUUGACGAUCCACAUGAAUGA